UAAGAGAACGGUAUACACGAAUUCGACAAAUACUGAGUCACCUUGAAAUCUGAUAAUUAUACGGUAUAUAAUAAACAUCACCAGAGUAAGUAUUAGAAAAAAUUAAAAGUUCACUCAGAAGUCUGAUACUGUAUAAUUUUAGGGUACAAUAAGCUUGAGCUAGCACAUGCUUUAUAACCUCAAUAAACAUAAACAUAAGUGGCGAGGGACCGGAAGGAUGUCAUAAAUGCACUUAAAAUAAAUAUUCUUAGUCUGUUUUUAAUCUCUUAUCAACAUGGGCAUUCACCUGGAUCUACUCGCCUUUAUUCUGAUGUUGGAAUACAUUUCAGUUGACGGAUUGAAAUGUUUGAAAUGUAACACUGUCCAGCAUGGAUCUCUUUGCGGACCUGAUGCCACUUUUCUGAAGACCAACUCCUCCAUGAUAGAAGAAUGUCACGUGACAUGUAGAGUCAGUAAAAUCACAGCACCCAGUGGAAACAAAGUGUACCUGCGAGGCUGUUCAAAUACAAAGAAAACUGGGUGUGUAUCACGAAACUUCACAUCAUUUGGAAACAAAAAACUUCCGGGUCAUCUCUGUCAGUGUAACCUUGACCUUUGCAAUACGGACUUCAACGUUGAAAGCAAGAGUCGUCCAAUUGUAAAAGAGCCUUUGCGUGUCCCUAUUUCAGAUCAGACUUCUAUCAGAACAACAAAGAAUGGAGCAAAAAUGUCGACGCCAUUCUCUUUAAUAAUUUUAUUUUUUAUCGCAAACCUUCUUAUUGAUGGGGUAGCAUGACAUAUAUGUUACAAUUUUUUUUUAUACUGCUUUUGUUUUGUCAAUUAUACAAUAUCACUUAUAUAGUGUUAACAUCAAGUAAAGUCUUUCUUUUGAAUAAAGAAUAAUAUUUUUCGUCUUAUUUUUUGUACUUUGUUUUUGUUUUUGCACGUCAAAUUAAUGACCUAAAACAAAAAAAUAAUAAUAAUUGAAAAGUCUAAAAAGUUAAAGUUUUUCUUUAUUGUUGAAUUCCUUUUUGUUGAAAGAUAUUAAACUUUCUUAAUAGAGAUUGUUCUAUCUGACGUAUCCGUAUAAGUAUCCGUAUCCGUAUCCGUAUCGAGAUAUGAAAGGCAUCACGAUCCCGAUGUCUUAACAAUCUGGUUACAUUUCCAUCGUUUCAUGUUUGAUUUUUAACCUCAUUCACUAAAAAAUGAUAUGCAGUGUGAUAUUUUUAAUAAAAAACAUAUCAGUUAAUGUACACGCCUUAUGCAUCAUGUUUUGGGGGGAGAAGGGGAGGGGGUAAAA
This is a messenger RNA of Saccostrea cuccullata (small rock oyster), 1279 nucleotides long. RefSeq lists its product as uncharacterized. The record is from RefSeq and is a predicted model, not a curated record. NCBI's taxonomy places the organism in Eukaryota, Metazoa, Mollusca, Bivalvia, Ostreida, Ostreidae. The coding region runs from base 275 to 775 and encodes 166 amino acids. The transcript is spliced from 3 exons.